CAAUGUCGCCGGAUCAUCAGGACAGAAAUAGACUCGGUGCGGAUCCUCUAACGCCUUGUGCCUUCCAACCCGGACUGGAUCUCUGUCUUUUACCCCAUUAUUUCAUUUCGCAGUCUUUACACAAUGGUCAUUAAAGUCUACCUGGCGUCCUCCUCCGGAUCAACAGCGAUCAAAAAGAAACAGCAAGAUGUUGUUGGGUUUCUUGAGGCGCUUAAAAUCGAUUACUCACAGCUUGACAUCGCUUCAAAUGAGGAGAAUCGCCAGUGGAUGAGGGAAAAUGUGCCAGGAGAAAUGAAGCCCACCAGCGGGAUUCCUCUUCCUCCUCAGAUCUUCAAUGAGCAGAUGUAUUGUGGGGAUUAUGAGACAUUCUUUAAUGCUAAGGAGGACAACGCAGUCUAUGAAUUUUUGGGUCUGACACCUCCACCAGGAUCAAAGGAGGCAAAACAAGCGGAAAAUUCACAAAAACUUCAUAAUGGAUCUGGCACAGAGGAACACCUUCACGAUGACGCAACAAGAAAGGAAAUUCAAGAAGCUGAGCAGAACGGUGACACACACCCAGCAGAGCUGGAGGAAGACGCUCCGGUCGAGACAGAUGCUCAAGAAGAGAAAGAGGAAGACGACGAACCAGAGGAUGAAGAAGAAGACGAGAGUAGAAAAGUAGCUGAGGAGGAAAACCAGGAUGAAGGAGAUGAAGACAAGGGAGAGGACAACCAUCUGGUCUCAGAGGACGAAGAAGAACUCCAAAAGCUUGAGGAGGAGGAACAGGGCUCAGAGGAGGCUGAAGACUAGAAUUCGGAAGUUUAGGAGUUGUGGAGCUGGAUCUUCCUGCAGAGCGUGAAGUACAGUAACAUGCCACCUGCCCUGGAGCUGUCUGCCAAAAUCUCCCACAAACACCUGCAUCAGAGCAUUGCUCAGGCCAAACGUGACGCCACUGCACUGGAGGAAAUGCACUCAGGACACACUAGCCGCCAACCGUAGUAAACGCACCUCAUCCCACAGCGAUGAGUUUGCCGAAUGCCUUUUGCUUUUGUUGUUCACACCCACCUAGUGUCGCUUGUUUCUAAGUAGCAUUGCAUUUUCAAAUGAAUGGGAAUGUAUUUUUUUAUUAUUGUACGGAUAGAUCGUAGUUUACGCUACGUCUGUUAAACUAACACGUUGAGACUGUUCUUAAGAGUCCCAAAUAGGACUCAAAUAUGCCAAACAUACACUUGCAAAUACUGUACUUCUUUGAGUGUGUAUUAUUGUUAAGUACACUUCCAUUCAAAAUUUUGAUUAUAGAUUAGGCUUAAAUAAAAUUCGUUUUGUAGUAAAUUGUGCAUUUGUAUGAAUGUCUUUACAAAACAAAAACUGUAAUUAUUAUAAUGAUAAAUAAAUGAAUUGAACUGGAUGGUGGAGACGAGUCAUAUGCAAGCGUCCACACCUUUGACUGGUAGUGUACCGUGCAUGUUUUUUAUUAGGCAAAAUGACACUGCUCAAUCUACUGUAGAGACUGCUUAAAGAUUUACCAUUUUAGCUCAAACCAUAGUCAAGUUAAAGUUUAAAUUAGACAAUAACAAUGUAAAAGUCCCAACCGCUCCAUUGUCUACAGUCUAUUAUGUCUGAUUUAGUUGCUUUCUCUGUAGUCAGUUGGCAGUUUUAAUGCACUUUGUAUGAGUGAAAAACCCUUAUUCGCCAUUAAAAGUUGUAAAGGCCCUGUCUGGUCUAUUCUGUUCUA
Molecule: messenger RNA, 1714 nt
Organism: Triplophysa rosa
Lineage: Eukaryota; Metazoa; Chordata; Actinopteri; Cypriniformes; Nemacheilidae
Gene: sh3bgr
Product: SH3 domain binding glutamate-rich protein
Exons: 12
Coding region: 124-789 (221 amino acids)
Cellular component (GO): cytoplasm
Source: RefSeq, a predicted model, not a curated record